Messenger RNA from Cyclopterus lumpus (lumpfish), 924 nucleotides. RefSeq lists its product as uncharacterized. Lineage: Eukaryota; Metazoa; Chordata; Actinopteri; Perciformes; Cyclopteridae. Gene Ontology annotation, cellular component: ribonuclease MRP complex. The coding region runs from base 1 to 924 and encodes 307 amino acids. The transcript has 2 exons. The record is from RefSeq and is a predicted model, not a curated record. Gene Ontology annotation, biological process: tRNA 5'-leader removal. Gene Ontology annotation, molecular function: RNA binding.
AUGUUCCCAGGGUGUGGAGUGGUGAGUGGCCAGAACCAGUACCUGACCAGAGACGCUGUCAGGCCACAUCUCGGAGUCGAGGUGAAAAGACCGAUUCAAAUGGAAAACGGGGUAACCCCAGUGACCUUCCCCGUCUACCACGAUCUAACUUACAGCAACGCUGGCCAGCCGGCAGUGGUCAACAAUGUUUCGUGCCCGCUGAAGCCACCACCACUGCCAGUCCCUCCCCCUGCACUGAAACUAGGGCAGGAAGGGUUCAAGAAAGUCUGCCGAACUGAGGAGGACAGCCCCUGUCCCUUUCCAGGACUGGCCUCUGGGGUGCUGGAGAUGCGCGUGAAGGAGGGAAGUAAGAUCCGCAACUUAAUGGGAUUUGCCAUGGCACGGAUGCAGGGGGAGAAGGUCGUUAGUGAGGGAGGUGUGAGUGGUGGUGGUGGGCUCAGGCAGGUGGUCUUCACGGGGUCAGGCCGUGCGGUCACAAAGACCAUCACUUGUGCUGAGAUCAUGAAACGAAAAUUUGGCUCUCUGCACCAGCUGACCAAACUGCAGUACAAGGUGGUGAAAGAGGUGUGGGAGAGUAGUGAAGGGGGGACUUCUGAGAUGACGGUGCACAGGACUGUGCCCUCCAUCAGCAUCCUUCUCUCCAAAGACCCACUGGAUCCCCAGGAACCGGGCUAUCAGCCUCCAGAGACUCUGAGUGCGUUGUGGGAUGAGAGAGAGGGGAUCGAAUCUGCCUCGCAUACGGCACGCAAGAGACCUCUUGGACCUUUGCCAUACAGCGGUUUCCCUCACUCAGAUGAGAGUAAGGUCUCUGGGAUGGUGUGGGAGUUCGCUAUCUCCCAGCCUCCAGAUGGCUUCGUCUUCUCUUAUCUAGAAGAAUGGGUGCUGCCUCAAUUUUUCAACUCGCCUUAUCUGGGAAUCCUUUAA